Messenger RNA from Talaromyces atroroseus, 1569 nucleotides. RefSeq lists its product as hypothetical. The transcript has 3 exons. Gene Ontology annotation, molecular function: oxidoreductase activity, acting on paired donors, with incorporation or reduction of molecular oxygen; heme binding; monooxygenase activity. The record is from RefSeq and is a predicted model, not a curated record. The coding region runs from base 1 to 1569 and encodes 522 amino acids. NCBI's taxonomy places the organism in Eukaryota, Fungi, Ascomycota, Eurotiomycetes, Eurotiales, Trichocomaceae.
AUGCUCGCAUCAUACUAUAUCAUCGCCGGUUUGCUGGCGUCUGUCAUUUUCUAUAAGCUAUGUCACUCGCUUUUCAUCAGCCCUCUGGCAAAAAUACCAGGACCAAAGGCUUUUGCCCUAACUAGCUGGAGGCUCGCAUACGAAGACUACAAUGGUACGCGGACACGCACCAUCCAUGCAUUGCAUCAAAAAUACGGCCCGGUUGUGCGAAUCGGGCCUAACGAGGUCUCCUGCAACAGCAUUUCCGCUCUGAAGUCCGUCUAUGGCGCAGGAAGUGGCUUUGAGAGGACCAGCUUUUACCACAUGUUUGAAGUCUAUGGGCGAAAGAACAUGUUUUCAUUCCCGACGGUCAAGGCUCAUGGCGAGCGAAAGAAGAUGUUCGCUCAUGCCUACGCCAAGUCUGCCGUCAUGAACAAGGAAAAUGCGUCCCUGAUCGAGAGAAAAGUCAGGUUGUACAUGGAACUGUUGGGACGAGAAGAAGAGAAAGAAGAAGGAUCGACUAGCGAGAUCUUCUCCUCCUUGCAUUACUUCUCCCUGGACACCAUCACCGAGUUUCUCUACGGCCGGUUUGGCAAGACCGCGUGUCUCGAGGGUCGGGCAGAGGAUCGUGCCCUGAUUCAAGACAUCUCCGAUCAUGCUCGCCGCAAACUGGCCUGGUUUGCCGUCCAUCUGCCUGCUUUUACGCAAUGGCUCUACUCGAGGACGGGGAUCAUGCGUGAAAUUGCUCGACACUUCUAUCCUAUGCAGACGCCGACUACCUACUCCGGUAUCCGGGCUCAUGCGCUCAAGGCUUGUAAAACAUUUGGCAGCUGCGCUGCCAAAGGCACGACCAGCGAAGAGACAAGCCUGAUCUCAAAGCUAUGGCGACACCAUAUGACCCAGAAAAACGGCGGCAUUGACGACCUGGACAUUGCAUCGGAAUGUGCCGACCAUCUACUCGCCGGCAUCGAUACUACAAGCGACACCCUGAUGUUUCUGAUCUGGUCCCUAUCUCGACGGGAGCAUCGUGACUUCCAAAAGAGGCUUAUACAAGAAGUCCGCGAUAUGUCUACUGAGAGCAUCAAUUCUGAUGGUGUCCCCAUGGUAGACAAAACCGACAAUCUGCCAUAUGUAGACGCGGUCAUCAAGGAAACACUUCGCCUAUUCGCCCCCUUACCAGGAUCCGAGCCACGCUCACUCUCGCAAUCGUCGACAAUUGAUGGCUAUGCCAUCCCAGCUCGCACCGUAGUCUCCAUUUCGCCAUAUACCCUCCAUCGCAACCCAGAUGUGUUUCCGGACCCGUUCAAAUUCAACCCCGAACGCUGGCUCAACUCGUCCCAGAACCUGGCCCAGAUGAAAAAAUGUUUCUGGGCGUUUUCGAGUGGAGGGAGAAUGUGCAUCGGGAUACAUCUUGCCAUGGCCGAGAUGACUACACUGGUAGCUGCGAUAUACCGCAAGUAUACGACGACAGCUGUUGCUGGGUUUGACACUUUAUCGCCGGGCAUCACAAGUCGAUAUGAGGUGUUUUACGACGAAGGUUGUAGUGGUGUACGGGAACAUGAAUGCCGGAUUGAGUUCAAACGUCAAUGA